AUGUCGAUCGUAUUCUCCUCGAAACUCCAGGUUGUAACAGGAGAAGCCCUGUACUCUGGACAAAACUAUUAUACUGGAUACGCUCUAUUCUGGGCUGGGUUGACUGUGGGCUUGUGUAAUUUGAUCUGUGGUGUGUCUGUUGGAAUCAACGGUAGUGGUGCUGCUUUGGCAGAUGCUGCUGAUCCGAGUUUGUUCGUCAAGAUCCUGGUUAUCGAAAUCUUCAGCUCCGUUCUCGGGCUUUUUGGAUUGAUCAUCGGUUUACUAGUCUCAUCAAAGGCAGACGAAUUCAGCGAUGGAAGCAGAUAG
Lachnellula hyalina is the source of this 306-nucleotide messenger RNA. RefSeq names its product putative V-type proton ATPase 20 kDa proteolipid subunit (gene vma16). Gene Ontology annotation, molecular function: proton-transporting ATPase activity, rotational mechanism. Gene Ontology annotation, biological process: proton transmembrane transport. Gene Ontology annotation, cellular component: proton-transporting V-type ATPase, V0 domain. The coding region runs from base 1 to 306 and encodes 101 amino acids. NCBI's taxonomy places the organism in Eukaryota, Fungi, Ascomycota, Leotiomycetes, Helotiales, Lachnaceae. The record is from RefSeq and is a predicted model, not a curated record. The transcript is spliced from 2 exons.